Huiozyma naganishii CBS 8797 is the source of this 909-nucleotide messenger RNA. RefSeq names its product putative ATP-dependent kinase (gene TDA10). The record is from RefSeq and is a predicted model, not a curated record. Gene Ontology annotation, cellular component: cytoplasm. The coding region runs from base 1 to 909 and encodes 302 amino acids. NCBI's taxonomy places the organism in Eukaryota, Fungi, Ascomycota, Saccharomycetes, Saccharomycetales, Saccharomycetaceae. Gene Ontology annotation, molecular function: GTP binding. Gene Ontology annotation, biological process: SRP-dependent cotranslational protein targeting to membrane. The transcript has a single exon.
AUGCCUGGGAAGAGUGUGUUGGAGCACGCGGUGGAGUUUGUGGACGUUUACGUGCCGCAGUGGUUUGCGCGGGAGCAAAGCGACCCGCUGUUCAUCUACGUUUCUGGUCCUCAGGGGUCCGGGAAGACCAGGGCAAGUGCUGAGCUGUGCGCGCACUUGAAGGCGAAGUACGCUGGGCAGUACAACGUUGCCUGUGUGUCUAUUGAUGAUUUCUACCUGACUCACGCGGACCAGUUGAAGUUACAAGAGCAGUAUUCCGGGAACGAGUUGUACAGGGGCCGUGGGAUGCCAGGGACGCACGACAUGCCACUUCUGAACAGAGUGUUGCAAGCCGUGUUGCAGCGGCGUGGGGACCAGCAGGAAAGUGGUGACGGUGAUGGCGAGGAGUCCGCGUACGUGCACCUGCCGCAGUACGACAAGUCGCUGCAUGGCGGUGCUGGUGACCGGCUGAGUUGUGAGAGGAGGGUCCCCGUGCCCGUGGACAUCUUCAUCCUCGAAGGUUGGUUUCUCGGGUUCAACCCUAUCCUGAGCGGACGGUCUGGUCCGGAGACAGAGACCCCGCUGGCCGGGGAUAUGGUGGACGUGAAUGCGAAGUUGUUCAUGUACAGCGACCUGAUGUGGAACAACCCUGAGAUCCACUCGCUUGGGAUCGUGCUUGCGGCGGAUCAACUGGAUGACGUGUACUUGUGGCGAGUGGAACAAGAGCACGAGACCGUGAGGGAGAGCCCCAAUGGAGAGGGGAUGACGGAUGACGAGGUACGUGCGUUCGUUGAUCGGUACAUGCCUUGCUACAGGCUGUACUACGAGCCCUUUGUACGGAGUGAGCGUCUAGGGUCAGUAGCGACGCUCACUUUGGGGAUUGAUGCCUCGAGGGUCGUGUUUGGGAGUAAGACGAGGUGCAUUGAGUGA